This is a messenger RNA of Folsomia candida, 1057 nucleotides long. RefSeq lists its product as uncharacterized. Gene Ontology annotation, cellular component: membrane. Lineage: Eukaryota; Metazoa; Arthropoda; Collembola; Entomobryomorpha; Isotomidae. Bases 109 to 1005 code for a protein of 298 amino acids. The record is from RefSeq and is a predicted model, not a curated record. Gene Ontology annotation, biological process: sensory perception of taste. The transcript has 5 exons.
UGCGGCUUAAUCUUCAACCGACAUCUCAGCUCCGGAUGGGAAUCUAUUCAACAAAUUGCUUCAUUUCUAAACCACAAAUUUCCAUCAUCCGUCUCCCGAACUUCUAAGAUGUUGACGUUGGGUUCCUUUCUAAUGGGGAGUAUUAAUGUAUGGUACACGAUUUGGUUGGGGGUUCGGCUUUGUUAUGUUGAUGGUGUCGACAGGAAUCGAACAGAGGGAAGAAUUUUGGGAAAAUUGCAAGAUACUUGUUUCGACAUUGGUAUAGGAAAUUAUGUCAUGUUCGUCUGGGUCCUGUCCGGGUCUGAGUUUACCCAUUUGACGAUGGCAUCUUUUCUAUUCGUGAUCGCUCUUGUGGUUAAAUGCCUGCAUGCAAAAUUGGCAACUUUGCUAGAGCAGAUUCUGGAUGAGAGCAUCACUCAGGGUGAGAACGAUCAGGAUGGAUUUGCAUACAAGGACCUGAAGUACAGAGGGAUGACUAAAGAACUCGACUUUGAAAUGAUACGACUCGUUUAUGAAAAAUUAAAUGAAACGGUGAUCCAUAUCAGAAAAUUCUUUGGUGUCCCUUGUCUCGUAAUUUGUUGUGACGGGAUUUUGACAUGUGUUUUCGGAUUUUACUGGAGGAUUAUCUAUUAUGAGAACUUACCUGAUGAAGAUGGCCAUUCAGCCGAUAUUUAUAAUUUGAUCUUGUUCUCAAUGCAUUUUCUAUACUCGGUUAUGUCAUUGCUUCUAAUCCUAAUAAGUGGGCAUAUUAUGGCAACAACGGCACUGGACGUACCAAAAGUUAUCAGAAAGGCAAAAUUGAGUCACCUCAACUCAUCGGCGAGAUUUCAGGUCAGCCUUUUGCUGCAAGUGAGUGCCGGAUUUCCCACAAAAUUUACCGUCUACUCCAUCACAAAUUUGGAAAUGCCUUUUCUGGCUGCUGCAACGACCAAUGUUAUCACCUAUCUUUUAGUUCUCAUGCAAUUUCGGAUGGAGCAAACAAGUCAAGGCUUGGCUCAUCACUGAUCUGGUAUUUAUGAGUUGUUUAUUUUUGCAUAAUUUAUUUUGAUAACAUCGA